This is a messenger RNA of Culex pipiens pallens (northern house mosquito), 878 nucleotides long. RefSeq names its product transcription initiation factor TFIID subunit 12 (gene Taf12). Gene Ontology annotation, biological process: DNA-templated transcription initiation; RNA polymerase II preinitiation complex assembly. Gene Ontology annotation, cellular component: SLIK (SAGA-like) complex; transcription factor TFIID complex; SAGA complex. Gene Ontology annotation, molecular function: TBP-class protein binding; DNA binding; protein heterodimerization activity. The record is from RefSeq and is a predicted model, not a curated record. Bases 271 to 804 code for a protein of 177 amino acids. The transcript is spliced from 4 exons. Lineage: Eukaryota; Metazoa; Arthropoda; Insecta; Diptera; Culicidae.
AUCUAUUCAAACGAUUCACCGGCUUGUAGUUUUUGUGUGGUGUUUUGGUUCUGUUUUUGUCUUUCCACGGGAAACUCCGGGGCUUUAUUCCAGGCCUCUCAGUUGGCACAACGCAGUUUGGUGGUUUUUGGUUUAGGGGCACACGUCUCUUGCGUGUCUUCCCUCUUGCUUUUAAUACUUUAACUUCUCCAAGGGCUCUCACACACUAUCUAUAAUUCUUCAAAAGCAAGCACCAAAAAACAAAACAAUCUCACCUCCCCCCCAAGAACCAUGUCCGUAAUAGGCAAUAACAUUGAUUACCAGCAGAACGCUGACUUUGACCAGAGCAGCAGCAUGGCAUCGCCCUCGCAAGCCUCACCGGCCAACUCGGGAGCGGCCGUUCCCGGGGGUGCGACGGCAUCGGCCGGCGGUUCGGGCGGACCCAAGGCGGGGGGUGCGGCCGGCGGUGGUGGCGGUUCCAGCGCGCCCGACAUGGCCACACAGAUUCUCACAAAACCCCGGCUGCAGGAGCUGGUCCGGGAGAUUGACCCGACCGAGCAGCUCGACGAGGAGGUCGAGGAGCUGCUGCUGCAGAUCGCGGACGACUUUGUCGAGAACACGGUGAACGCGGCCUGCCUGCUGGCCAAGCACCGGAAGGUGGCCAAGGUGGAGGUGCGCGACGUGCAGCUGCAUCUCGAACGCAACUGGAACAUGUGGAUCCCCGGCUUCGGAACGGACGAGCUGCGGCCGUACAAGCGCGCCACCGUUACGGAAGCGCACAAGCAGCGGCUGGCGCUGAUACGGAAAGCAAUCAAAAAGUAUUAGGAGCUUAAUCAUCCCCCCAUCUCAGAUUAUUUCCCACUAAAAUAAAUUUGUAAUUUUCCCCCAUCUGAAAACUA